AUGACUUCCAGCACGACAGUUGUCACCCAAGCAAAGCCAUGGGCGGCCAACUCGAUCAGCAUCGGGUCAGUCCAACCAUCGUACAGAACCAGCGAGAACGCCGGGUUCACCAGAUCUUCGUAUCAACCAGUUCGGCUCUUAGUCGAUGACUACCUGAAGCUGAAGCGAGAUGGCUUCCUCAAGGUAGAAGGUCUAAUCCCACAGGAGGACAUUCGCACAAUGUCGACUCAUAUGAACCGGGUCAUCGAAGGAGCAGAGACGGCCCCGGGCUUCCCGGCCAUCAACCCAGAUAUGCCCGAGGCAGAGCGUGUAGCCAGGUUCUCACGGAUUCACAACGCCCAUCGUGUUCACGCUCUGCAUGAGCGAUUCCUACUCCACCCUCGCAUACUCGAUGCUAUCGAGCAGCUCAAUGGCCCUGAUGUGUUGGCGUUGCAGAGCAUGACAUUCUUCAAACAACCCGGACAGCCCGGUCAGGGGUAUCAUCAAGACUCUUAUUACAUCCCCACGCUGCCCAACACGCUCAUCGCAGCCUGGGUUGCCAUCUCCGAAGCCACGGAGGAGAACGGAUGUUUGCGUUUUCGUGUGGGCUCACAGUCCGAGCCGCUGUACCCACAGGCUGAAAACGAGUUCACGCACGAAUCUCGCAAUUUGGCGGGUGUGUUCGACAACUCCACGGCCUCGUUCGAGGACCCGGCGGCAAACCAGCUGGCAGCCGUUGCUGAACGCUAUGAGGAAGUUGCGUGUCCCGCCAAUCCGGGCGAUGUGAUCUUCUUUGAAGGCAACGUAUUGCAUCGCUCGGACCCAAACAGAGGUACGACCUCGCGCCGCGCCUUCGCUGGCCACUACUGCGAUGCGAGAAGCUUUGUGCCAUGGAAUACCGGCGAGAAGUGGGACGGCAUGGACGCAGGGAGACCAGCAAAUCAAUAUCACGUGCUGGCUCGUGGCGACAGUCACAUGGCCUUUGCGACACCGAGCUUCGGAACUCCCUGUGCAGCGUUGGAGGAGAGAGUCCCGCGCCUUGCGGGCUUGCAGGUUGAGAUGCCUAUGGCGGACGCUGGGAAGCUAGGUUCGGGUCCUGUGAAGGUGGUGCGACAAUAA
Messenger RNA from Cyphellophora attinorum, 1098 nucleotides. Its product is annotated as Phytanoyl-CoA dioxygenase, peroxisomal. Bases 1 to 1098 code for a protein of 365 amino acids. NCBI's taxonomy places the organism in Eukaryota, Fungi, Ascomycota, Eurotiomycetes, Chaetothyriales, Cyphellophoraceae. The record is from RefSeq and is a predicted model, not a curated record. The transcript has 2 exons.